AUGGCUCUCGUGCGGACGGCAUUCCCGUUCCCGGCUCGCACACCAUCAUGGUUUGCUGGCCACAUGGCGCGCUCACUGCGCGAACUGCCCGGGCUGCUCGACGAGGUCGACAUGGUUGUUGAGGCCCGCGAUGCCCGUCUGCCCCUCACCUCCGUCAACCCCGCAUUCGACUCCAUGCUGGAGCGUGUCUGGGGCCACUCUGGCGUUGGACUGGAUCGCAAAGGCAUGUCAAAGAGGAAACUUGUCGUGUACACCAAGCGAGACUUGGCGGAGCAGAGGUAUGAAGCCCCGCUCAAGAAGGCGUUCAUGAAUCAGACUGGCCAGCGUGUGCUGUUCGCGGACAGCCGAGUGGACGCAGAUGUCAAGCAGGUGCUUCGCGUCGCUGCCACCAUGGCUCGUGAGGCAGGCGAGACCUUGACCGAGCUCAAGGUCCUCGUCGUCGGCAUGCCCAACGUCGGCAAGUCGUCCCUCCUCAACGGCCUCCGCCGCGUCGGUGUUCGCAAGGGCAAGGCAUUUACCACGGGAGCCAUGCCAGGCGUGACCCGCCGUCUUACCGGCACGGUCAAGAUCUAUGACGACCCAAAGAUCUACGUCUUUGACACACCCGGUGUCAUGAUGCCCUUCCUCGGUCACAGUGAGGCUGGUUCUGAGCGUGGUCUCAAGCUGGCGAUUACUGCUGGUAUCAAGGAUGGUCUCUUUGAGCCUGAUGCCAUUGCCGACUACCUCUUGUACAAACUCAACCUCCGACUCGCUACUGAGGCAACGCUUGCCGAAGGAGACAAGGCUCGUCACGAGUGCUACACCUCCCACCUCCCGUUCAAGGGUGCCUUUGAGCGUACAGAUGACCUGUCAGUGUUCCUUGACGAGCUCGCCUUGCGACUCGGAGCCAUCCUCAAGGGCGGAGAGCGCAACACCGAGGCGUCGAUGGCCUUCUUCCUCAAGCAGUUCCGCGAGGGCAAGCUGGGACGCUGGACGCUCGAUGACCUCGACGGCGUCGAGUCGGCAUUCAUCUCGUCUAUCACACCAGACCAGCCCGCCCCCGGGGCUCGUAUCGAGCUCCUCGACCACAACGGCCUCCCCAUUACGGUGAGCGACAUGGGCGCCGUGGGUUCGACCUCCGAGGCGGCGUUCGCCGAGGCCACCGCUGCCACGAACGCUGCUGCUGCCAAAGCUGCUGAAGACGACGACGACUUCCUUGCCGCGGACAUUCCCAUGCCUCCCACCCUUCCCGAGACACUCCAAGACCGUGUGUCCCUCACUGUUGCUCGUUUCCUGGAACAGGCUGCCGAGGAGCGCGCUGCAGCAGACGCGGGUCGGAACAAGUCGGCCACCCAAGUGCGAAAGGCCCAGCGUGAGGCCCUGUCUCAGGUGCGUGACACGAAGCGCAAGGCCAAGUACGAGUCUGGCGGCAGCUUUGGCGGCAAGUCGUCGUCAGGUCGGCCGUCUGGAAAGGCAAAGGGCCGCCCGUCGGGACGGGGGCGUUCUGGCAAGCGGUAA
This is a messenger RNA of Apiotrichum porosum, 1497 nucleotides long. RefSeq names its product putative mitochondrial GTPase (gene MTG1). The coding region runs from base 1 to 1497 and encodes 498 amino acids. The transcript has 4 exons. Gene Ontology annotation, cellular component: mitochondrion. Gene Ontology annotation, molecular function: GTP binding; GTPase activity. The record is from RefSeq and is a predicted model, not a curated record. NCBI's taxonomy places the organism in Eukaryota, Fungi, Basidiomycota, Tremellomycetes, Trichosporonales, Trichosporonaceae.